AUGAGCACCAGCUUGAAGAAGACCACGCAAGUCAUUGGCACCGUCUUUGAGCGCACCGAGAAGAUUCUUGACGACGCCGGUUUGCUUGGCAACAGCGAUGUCGCCAUGCAGCUGGCGGCAUACCGCAACUACAACGUGGAUGCGGACCAGCUACUGCAGGUGUCGGGCUGGGAGCAGAACCCGCUUGCACUGCGGCAGUUCCUGUUUGGCCUGAAGGUGAAUGGUGGCUGGGGCAACGAAGCGAUUGAGGUUGCGCUUCACCGCGCCAACACGGAGAAGGACGUGUCGCAGGUGAUUUUGAUUGGCGACGCACCAGCCAACUCCCCAGAUGAGGUGGCAUCCAAGCGAAACAGCAAAGGUGAGCGUUACUGGUCCAAGUUUCCCGAGUUUGCCAAAUCCACGACCGCGGCGGCCGAGCUACAGAAGCUGAAAGAGAAGGGCAUUCCAGUUCACGCCUUCUUCAUUGAUCCUCGCGCCAAGAACUUCUUCAGGCACGCUGCUCAGAUGACUGGUGGGCGCUGCGAGUUCCUGGACAUUGAGAAGGCGUCUCGCGCCGACCAGCUCACGAAUCUUGUCUCCGAAGAGCUGCUGCGGCGUGUGGGUGGCGAUGACCUCGUCAACACCUACCGAGCCACUUUCUGCAAGUGA
Molecule: messenger RNA, 648 nt
Organism: Salpingoeca rosetta
Lineage: Eukaryota; Choanoflagellata; Craspedida; Salpingoecidae
Exons: 1
Coding region: 1-648 (215 amino acids)
Source: RefSeq, a predicted model, not a curated record